UGAUUUUUUAGGUUAUAUGCAUGACUUGAGAAACUUGUUAUUGCUUGAAACGUUUCAGUAGUGAAUCAUCCGAAGUAGGUCGCCUUUAAUCUUUGUGAAUGACUAAGUCCUUUACGUCGUUCCACUUCAUUUUUUCUUAUAAUAAUAAAAUGUAAGAGUUUAAUCUUGCAAUGCAUUGUUUGUAGCUGAAAAUUUCCUUCUAGGCAGGUCCUCAAUGUGUGUUGUCCUGUGCCAAAGAGCAUAGAGUGCUACCUACUCAAGGGUUUACUUGUUGCCUAGCAAUGGAUGGUGUCAACAUACUCGCCUCUGGCUUUGAAAUGGAUGAAAAGGCUGAUAUCGCAAAGAUGGUUACUUCAAUGGGAGGAUUUUUGCAUGCAAAAACAUCGUCAGACGUCAGUUUUGUUAUCGUGAAGAAUGUUUUGGCUCAAAAAUACAAGUGGGCUUUAUACACUCUUAAAAAACCAAUUGUCACCAUCAAUUGGCUUCUUCAAUGUUGGAAAGAGCACCGUGUAGUUCCUCAGGAGUCCUACAGGGUUCUCCCUUUUUCUGGAUUGACUAUAUGUGUUAGUGGAAUGCCUCAAGAUGAGCGUAAAGAAGUGGAGAGGCUUGUCAUGCAAAAUGGUGGCAAAUAUUCAGCUGAGAUGACCAAGAAAUCCACACAUUUGAUCUGUGAUACUCCUGAAGGUGACAAAUAUAAGGUUGCAAAACGAUGGGGAUGUAUACACAUUGUGAGCAAGAAAUGGUUUCACCAAUCGAUUGCCAGAAGAGCAUGUCUUAAUGAGGAGUCCUAUCCCGUCCAAAGUAAUUUGGCAUCUUCAGUGAGUAGUUUAAAGACGGUGGAGAAAAACAUUAACGGUAAAGGUAUCAGAAGUUCGCAUUUCACCUCCUCCUAUAUGGCAUCUGCUUCGGAUUCCGAAACCAAUUUUUCUGCUCCGGAUAUGGAAUAUGAUCUUGAAAUUCCCCUGCCAAAUGUCCAUCCUACUUGUUUAGAGGUUCCUCCCUUACCUGCAGAGGGGAGUGAACCACCUGCCGAAAAGCUGAAAAAUGAUUCAGAUUUUGCUCACUGCAUUGCUGAUGAUUCUCAAAGUGAGAAUGACAACCUAUACUUGUCUGAGUGCAGAAUCAUGCUUGUAGGCUUUGAGACUUCUGAAUUACGGAAGGUAGUUGACAUGGUUCGCCAGGGAGGUGGUUCUCGUUACAUGUCCUUCAGUGAGAAAUUGACGCACGUCGUAGUUGGAAACCCAUCAGACAUUGAAAUCAAGGAAGCAAGGAAUCUUGCAUCUUUUGGAGUCAUUUACAUUGUUAAAACAGCAUGGCUUGACGAAUGUACCCGCAAAAAGAAAGAAGUUCCCGUACUUCAGAGCCACAUUCCUUAUGAUUUGCUUCUUCCCAAAGAUCCUGUGAUCUUCGAUAAAACAACUUCAACGAGUAUGAAGAGUGUGAAACAGGGAAAACCGGCGACUUCUCAGCCUGUGGAUGAUAACAUCCUAGAGAACAAGAAAUCUCAAUAUGAAGGUUUAUUUGGCCUGAAAGAAGAGAUAAAGUUGCAAAGUGGAGUGAGCAAUGGAAUUAAGCAUGUAAAAUCUCCAACUGUAUUCAAAGGGAAGCUGUUCCGUUUUUCAAGUUCUUUUCCUGAAGAACAAAAACCCGAAAUAGUGCUGUGGGUUAAUGGAGGUGGUGGAGUUGUAGCAGAUAGAAAUGAAACGAACGUGCACUUCAUUGUGGAGCGUCACGGUGUGCCGUGCCUGACCAAAACCAUCAGGAGUACCUACGUUACCCCUCAUUGGAUUCAUUCUUGCCUCGAGGAUGGUUGUUUGCUGGAUGUUAGCAGCCACAUUCUCUAUUCUCCACUGUCGUGUGAAAUUCCUUUACCUGGAUUUGAAGGAUAUCGCGUCUGUGUUUCACGAUACGAUACGAAAGAAAAGCAGCUCCUGAGAAAUUUGUGCUAUGUUCUUGGAGGGAAGUUCACUGAAAAACUGAACAAGAAAGUCACUCAUUUAUUAUGUAAAUUUGCCGAUGGUGAUAAAUAUGAAGCCGCUAGUAGAUGGGGAGUACAUAUAGUUACAGCUGAGUGGAUAUAUGAAUGCGCUAUGCAGAACAAAGUUGUAGAUUUGAAAAGGUUUUACCCUAAAGAACUAACCUCUCAAGAGCGGCAAUCAGGAUUAAACUCGCUGAGUCAGUAUCCUACAGAGUCGUUUAGUAUGCCAUCUGGGAACGAUGUCUCGCAAUAUCCGGACCAGUGGCAGCACCUGAAAAAUAUGCAAACAGAUCCUUCAACAAGAUGUAUGGCUAGAGAUAAUAAAGAAUUCCCAAACGGUAGUAUAAAAAAGGCAAGAUUGUCAGAAAAUAGUAGUAUAAACCACCAGCUAUCCGACGACGCCACUACUCCAUGUUCUGUCAAUGUCAAGGAUUCUACAGACGCCAUUGUAAAUGGAAAUACUACGGAAGCUACUCCUGUAGUUCCCGAUGUCGCUGCAGCUAUCGAGGAUUUUUUGGAGCAAACGAGCAAGAUUCAAGAAUGGAAGUCUCAGGAAAAGAGUGAUUGCCAUGAAAAUUUUAUGCCGUCUAAUUCUUCAAUGCUUGGUCAAAGGCAUGCUGAUCCGCAGUCUUUUCCGGGGCCAUCUAAGCAAUGGAUGAACAGGGUAGACAGAAAAGACGAUAGCCCCCCUGCCGAUGCAGCAGCAGCUAAAGGACUCUAUGAUAAUUUUAGCGAAACGCAAACUGAUUCUCAGGUGGUUGGUUACGAAGAAGAUUUAUCUGGUAGACAAAUGAUCAUUGAUAGAGUGCGUACAAGGAGCAGCAUGACUUGAACUCGUAAAUCAAUUAUUUGAAUACUCGAAGCUCUAAUCGAUAAGCAGCAACUUCACACAUCCCCACAAACGAGAGGAAAACCGAAGAUAAAAAUCUAAUUUAAAAGGGUAAAAAAAAAUUGUCCGUAAAUUAGCUAUUUCCUAAAAUUUGGAUCAAACAUUGUUUGUAUAAUGUUUACAUAUUGAAAAAGUAGUACUAGAAAAUGUAACACUUUGUAAUUUUACUAUUGUCAUUUGGUUGCACGGCUUAAAAAUUUGAAGUUUUUAAUA
Molecule: messenger RNA, 3080 nt
Organism: Erythranthe guttata (spotted monkey flower)
Lineage: Eukaryota; Viridiplantae; Streptophyta; Magnoliopsida; Lamiales; Phrymaceae
Source: RefSeq, a predicted model, not a curated record